This is a messenger RNA of Fonsecaea multimorphosa CBS 102226, 1425 nucleotides long. RefSeq lists its product as uncharacterized. Bases 1 to 1425 code for a protein of 474 amino acids. The transcript has a single exon. The record is from RefSeq and is a predicted model, not a curated record. Lineage: Eukaryota; Fungi; Ascomycota; Eurotiomycetes; Chaetothyriales; Herpotrichiellaceae.
AUGCCCAAUUCCAACGCCGACCUUGAGGAGAAGCCGACUUCACCCUCGACAACGGCAGCUGACCCGUUGUCUUCUUCCUCUCCUUCUCCUUCUGAGCCUCGACAUGCAUCAGAAGAUGGAAACAACACAGUCGCGUCUCGGUACCUGAUCAAACGGCCCAAGGCGCUACAAUGGUUCCACAACGGCACACUCGAGCGGGAAUCCGACGAGGAGCGACAGGCGGGCCGCUUCGAGCUGUUUCUGGAUCUGCUGUACGUCGCACUCGUGGCUAAUUUCGCAGAGGACCUGGCUGAACACCCUUCGGGCGCGGGACUGGUCAAGUACUUGCUGAUCUUUGCUCCCGCGUGGCACAUCUGGAGCGACCUGCGCGAGAUCAUGAACUCGUACUACAACGACGACCUGGUGCAGCGCGGGGUGAUCCUCUGGGUCAUGGCCCUGAUGGUGCUGUACGGCAAUAACGCGCGACUCGUGGCCGACGACAUUGGCGCCAUGAGAACCGUGGUGGGCGCGUUCAUGACAGCCCGAUUGACAGUUGCGGCGGUCUACUUGAUUUCCUCGUUCGCCAGCUUCCAGCACCGCGCACAGGCCCGCAUCAUGGCGGGCUUCAUCGUGGUAGGUCUGCUCAUCUGGAUCCCGCUGUACUUUGAGAGCGUCAGCCUGCGGGCCAAGAUCGCCGUCGCCGUUGUCGGCAUCGUCUACCACGAAGUCACCUGGGUCAUCACGUUCGGCACGUGGAUCAAGAGACGCCUGAAACUCGAGUACAGCACCGCCGUCGACAUUAGCCACGAGAUCGACCGGCUCGCAGCCUUUUACAUUAUCGUCCUGGGCGAGUACCUAUACAGCAUUGUCGUGGGUGAUCCUGCCGCCAUCGGCCUGAACAUGGGUCUAUUGAAAGCCGUGUGGACUCUGAUCAUCGCCUUCUGUCUCAACUGGCUGUACGUCAACGGGGACGGGAGUCUGGAGAGUGUGCACCCGAUCAGACGGUCCGUUAGUACCGCGUUUGCGUUCUUCACUCUGCACAUGCCGCUCGCCGCGUCGCUGUUGGUCGGCGGACACAUCUGCGCGGUCAGCGCGGGCCAACAGGAACUUGACACCGGCGAGCGCUGGUUGAUGGGCGGCGGGUUGGGCGUGGGCAUGUUCUGUCUGUGGAUCCUUGCGAUGUUGUUCCGUGACGGCGUUGAGGAUUCGUGCGAAUUGAUCAUGCCCAAGACGGCCCGGGUCGGCAUGAGGCUCGUCGUCGCCGUCAUUUUGGUCCUCUUACCCCUGGUCGACCUAGAGCGUUUCGACGCCGUGCAGCUGCUCAGCACGGUCAUGGGUCUCAUUGUUUUUGUUACGGUCUGGGAGACGGUCGGAGGGUUGAGGAAAGGGUCCAAAGUGUAUGAGAAGUGGGAGGCGGCGAGGAAUCCCAUGCCUGUGAGUGAGUGA